UGCCUUAGGGAUAAAGAAAGCAGAAGAGCAGAAGGCGACCUGGAGAAUGAAGUUGCUGGCCCAGGGCUUCCAGACGCAGGUCCGGACCUCAGAGCGGAAGCGUCCAAGGCACAGAGGGGGAAACAGGUUGCGCAGCGGAGACGGCCACCGAGGGCCGCGCGGAGUCCAGCGAGGGGCUACAGGGGGAGGAGCCGCCGCAAAGGGGAGGGGCCUCGGAGGCUCCCCGGGAGUGCGCGGGGCGACCUUUGUGUGGGGCGGGGCAGGCCGGGCCAAGUCGCUGCCAACUCCGCACACACACACACACACAUCCGCGCCCAGACGCGCCGCCGCGGAUCAGUCGAGCGCCCUGGAGCCCGCGCCGGGGACGAGCCGGGGUCCAGGCGCCCCCACUAUGGACAUCCCGCCGCUGGCCGGCAAAAUCUCGGUUCUGUCGCUCUGCGCCCUCCCCGUAUCUUACGUGCUCAACUACGUCUCGGCGCUCUCGCAGUCUGUGGGGGGAGCAUUGAUGAGCACCCUGAUCCUAGGUCUGCUCUUUGUGGCUAUUUACAACUUGUCCCAAGGCGAGAUCUCCUACGACCCACUCUAUGCAGUGUUCGCUCUCUUUGCCUUCUCGUCGGUGGUGGACCUCCUUAUCGCUCUCCAGGAAGAUGGCUACAUGAUGGGCUUCAUGGAGUUCUACACCAAGGAGGGCGUGCCCUACCUGCGCACUGCACACGGAAUCUUCAUCUGCUACUGGGACGGCACCGUUCACUACCUCCUCUACUUGGCCAUGGCCGGUGCCAUCUGCAGAAGGAAGAGGUACCGAAACCUUGGGCUGUACUGGCUGGGAUCCUUCAUCAUGAGCAUCCUGGUGUUCCUCCCGGGAAACCUCCUUGGAAAGUACAGUUCAGAGAUGAGGCUCACCUUCUUCCUUGCCAUCCCCUACAUGCUGGUCCCAUGCUGGGCUGGUAUGAGGGUCUUCAGCCAGUCCCAGGCACCCACCUUCUGCCCACCGCAUGUGGUGCAGGAGGAGCAGAGGAAGGGCCUCCUGCGACGCCCAGUUGACCUGGCCCUCGUCACAUACCUCAUCUUUGCCGGGCUCUUCACUCUCUUCCGGGGCCUAGUGGUACUUGACUGCCCCACAGAUGCCUGCUUUGUCUACAUCUAUCAGUAUGAGCCAUACCUGCGGGACCCUGUGGCCUAUCCGAAGGUGCAGAUGCUGGUGUACAUGUUUUAUGUGCUGCCCUUCUAUGGCCUGGCAGUCUAUGCACUCAUCUUCCCUGGCUGUACUUGGCUACCUGAUUGGGCCUUGGUGUUUGCUGGAGCCAUUGGUCAGGCGCAGUUCUCACACAUGGGUGCCUCCCUUCACCUGCGCACCCCCUUCACCUACCGAGUGCCUGAUGACGCCUGGGCCUGCUUCUUCACGUGCAACCUGCUCUAUGCGCUUGGCCCCCACCUGCUGGCCUUCCGCUGCCUGUGGUGGCCUACCUUCUUCCUGCACCCACCCCCUGGGCCCCCAGCACACCACAAGAAGCAGCACUGAGGGAGCCAUGGGGCACCCCAGGACUCUGUUUACAUGCCCAGCCCUCCCUGCCCUGGGAAGGGUGGGUUGGGCUUUGGAGAGGAAGGGGUAUGUCUCUGGGUAUGGUGGUUCCAGGACAGCAGGGGACCAGGAGGCCCAAGGGCCGUGGGCUCCAGCAGAGAGGGACACAGCCACGCUCCGCUCCCAUGCUGUCCCGACUCCACAUAGGCUCUUCUACUCCCUCCCAGAGCCUACCCAUGGGCCCUCUUAGGAAAAACCCUUUGAUACCCAAAACGUUUGCUGCCUCAGUAUUUCAGGGUGCAGGGGCAAGGGACCUGUUUCUCAGACCCCACCAGGGCCUACUCAUCACUGCCUGGCUGACCAUCAGGAGUUGGAGGUGCUGGACAGCCGAAGCCUGCCUCUGGUUGGUGUGUACAGCUCCACCUGAGGCUCAGAAAGGGCCAGAGACCUGUCUGAGGUCACAAGCAGAAGAGAAGUCUCAAAUCUAAGCUCUGCCAAUAAAUUAUAACAACUAA
Manis pentadactyla (Chinese pangolin) is the source of this 2037-nucleotide messenger RNA. It is a transcript of the gene TM6SF2, whose product is annotated as transmembrane 6 superfamily member 2. Lineage: Eukaryota; Metazoa; Chordata; Mammalia; Pholidota; Manidae. Gene Ontology annotation, biological process: lipid homeostasis; regulation of lipid metabolic process. The transcript has 10 exons. The coding region runs from base 47 to 1522 and encodes 491 amino acids. The record is from RefSeq and is a predicted model, not a curated record. Gene Ontology annotation, cellular component: endoplasmic reticulum membrane; endoplasmic reticulum-Golgi intermediate compartment membrane.